Lodderomyces theae is the source of this 630-nucleotide messenger RNA. It is a transcript of the gene GIG1, whose product is annotated as Gig1p. Gene Ontology annotation, biological process: N-acetylglucosamine metabolic process. The coding region runs from base 1 to 630 and encodes 209 amino acids. The transcript has a single exon. NCBI's taxonomy places the organism in Eukaryota, Fungi, Ascomycota, Pichiomycetes, Serinales, Debaryomycetaceae. The record is from RefSeq and is a predicted model, not a curated record. Gene Ontology annotation, cellular component: cytoplasm.
AUGACUAUUGAACGUAAAGUCAAACCAGGUGGUCCAUUCACUUGGACUCAAAUCCAACAAAUUGUGAAAUCAAAUAACCUUGAAAUGUUUGCUAGAAGCGAAGAUCAAUUCCGCAAGUAUUCCAAAUUCAAAAAUGACCUCUCAUCAAAUGGUAUCACCAUAAAUGACCACGUAUUGAAGGAAGAACUAGAGUGGAAGCAAAGUGAUAUUCGGAGCCAAACUGCAACCACACCACCACAAGAGUAUUCUACAUCAAAUCCCCAGGACCUCAUUUUUUACAAUCCUGAUGAUAUCAAGAUUAUUUACAACAAGUUUCCAUACUAUUUUGAAGAGUCGGUGGUGCAUUUGUGCGUGUGGUCGAAAUUGACUAUACCAAACGAUAUCAACUCGCCCGCUGGUGAUAUCUCCCCCUUAACGAAACGCAUUAUUGAACGCUAUUUGCAAAAGACAUUUCUUGAAAAGGGCAUAUCGAAGCAAGAUAUGGUGUGGUUUAGAAAUUGGUCAAGUUUGCAAAGUGUCCGCAGCGUCAGUCAUAUUCAUGUUCUUUUGCACAAUGUUGAUGAUGGUAUUUUACAGAAACUUCUCAAGUCGCCGGGUAAUACCUUAACCAUAGAAGAUUAUAGAACNUGA